This is a messenger RNA of Scheffersomyces amazonensis, 1524 nucleotides long. RefSeq lists its product as uncharacterized. NCBI's taxonomy places the organism in Eukaryota, Fungi, Ascomycota, Pichiomycetes, Serinales, Debaryomycetaceae. The coding region runs from base 371 to 1462 and encodes 363 amino acids. The transcript has a single exon. Gene Ontology annotation, cellular component: membrane. The record is from RefSeq and is a predicted model, not a curated record.
AUAUUAUAUUUACUAUAUGAAUGUGCUUGUAGUUGCUUGUAGUACAUAUACAAAUGUCGUACUAAUACUACACUAUGGCAGAGUAUUAAACAGUAAUAAAUCUACUGACAGUAGUCUCAGUCUCAGUUCCGGUUCCGGUUCCGGUUCCGACCUGUCACCCAACAUACUCACUAAGUAUGAGACGCACGUGAUAUGUUUUCCCUGUCUAAUCCCAGUGGUUCUGUGGGGCUGGGCUAGCUGGCCCGACCUGCAUACGUGCCAGUAGCAAACACUACAGCGAUGGCAAUGACUAAGUAGAGAUACAAGAUAAGCAGAAGCAGUGAGUCUAUAUAGUCUGAAUAUUACUAUACUAUUCUUAGAAUUACCGACCAUGAGUGUUGGAUGUCAAAUCGUACGAGCGCAACAAGCCUUAACAGUACCGUUAGUGCUAAUCACUCUAAUGCUACCGACAUCUAUACGGUUAACAUCAUCAUCUCCUAGAGGAAAUGGAAGUAGUGGGAAAGGUGGAAGUAAUGAAGAUGGGAAAUGUGAAUUAGUAGGAACAUUCUCAUUAAUUACGCAAGCAUUUUUGGGAUUACUAUGUCUAUCAUCACUUAUAAUUAAACGAUUUUAUGAAUAUCCCGUAAGGAGAACAUGGCCAGUAUGGAUGUUUGAUGUAUCUAAACAACUUAUUGGAGCAUUAGGAGUUCAUAUAUUUAAUGUAUUAUUAUCCAUACUUAAAUCGGAAAAUAAUGAUAAUGAAAUUAUUAAAUUUAUAAUAGAUGAUAAUAAUGAUGAAAGUAGUGGUGACUUGAAUGAUCCCUGUAAUUGGUAUUUUUUAAAUAUUGUAUUUGAUUGUACUAUUGGAGUUUAUGUACUUUAUCUUGUAUUUAAAGCUGCUAAUAAAUUUUGUAAAAGUUAUUUACAUAUAACUCAAAUUCAAUCAGGUGAUUAUGGUCCAGAUCCUAAUAAACCUUCAAUUCAUGCUUAUUGGAAACAAUUAACAAUAUACUUUACUUCAUUAAUGAUUACAAAAUUUAUUCUUUAUGGUAUAGUUGAAUGUUUUGAAACUCAAAUAUUAUGGGUUAUUGAACAUAUUAUAUUAGCAUGGUUAGAUAAAUAUCCUGAAGAAGUUGAAAUAUUUAUGGUAAUGUUUAUUGUACCAAUAGUUAUGAAUUGUUUACAAUUAGUUUUAGUAGAUAAUUUUAUUAGAAAUCAAGUUUGGCUGAGAGUUAAUGAUAGAAUUCAACAAGAAGCAAUGAAUGGUACUGUAAUAAUUGAUGAUGAUGAAAGUUUCCUUCGACAAGAAAUUGCAAAUUUAGCUAAUCAAGAAACUAGACUUAUAAAUCCUCAUAAAUCUCAUCGUUAUUCAAUGGAUUCUCAAAUUGUAACUCAUAGUGAUAGUAGUAAUAGUACUAUUUAUGUUGGAGAAAACUUUAAGAGUUAUGGAUCCAUUAAUCAUGAUAGAGAUGGGGAAAUUUAAUAGAAUAAUAAUAAUAUAAUAUAAUUUAUUUCUUUUAUGAUAUAUACUUAACUUAAUUAGAA